This is a messenger RNA of Seminavis robusta, 3846 nucleotides long. The record is from the annotation of a GenBank genome assembly. Lineage: Eukaryota; Bacillariophyta; Bacillariophyceae; Naviculales; Naviculaceae.
CACAAAGAUUUUUUUCUAAACUGCUUCCUCCCUCUUUGCUCACAAACCCCCCCAAGCGAUUGUUGGAAAAAGACUGGACUGUUUUUGUAAAAGACUCUUUGCUCACACUCUACUUUUACUUGCACACACUUACUACUACACUCCAUCCAACCAUGAAGAAGAAGGACGACAUUGUCUCGAAGGAAUCUGGUUUCCUGGACGAAGAUGACGUGGAAGCCAGCCGCACAUCCAUGUCGAGCAACACGGGCAGCAGCGGCGGCGACGAUUCGUUCAAUGUGAACGAUAUCAGUGCAUCCGAGAACAAGCAAGUCCUGGUCUCCAAGCUCAUCAUGAUUGUCGUCUUGCUCUGUGCGGCCUUUGGCGUCGGCUACGCUACGUGGGCCUUUACGUCCAAUACGGAACAGGAAGACUUUGAAUCCAGUUUUGAAGGCUUUGCCAAUGAGAUCAUUCAAGUGUCUCAGAUCAACGCCAAUGCGGAGUUUCAAGCUUUGAAGGCUCUGGCUCUGUCCGUGACGGCCUACUCGCUGGGUGCCGCUUCGGGGGAAUGGCCCUUUGUGACGAUCAUGCCCAGUUUCUACUGGGAAGGCCACAACACCAUGGCGCAAAUGGGAGCCUCGUGGAUCAUUCUGACUCCCAUUGUCACCGAAGACAAUCGAGAAACCUACGAACAGUACGUCAUUGACAAUCAAGGAUGGAGGAACGAAACCUGGGAACAGAUUGGACGCAUCGGACCUCCUCCCGGUCCUGUCGCCGAGUGUAUCUUUCGUUACAACUACACCGACUGGUCCACCAAGUGCGACAAUGGAACGGCAGACUUUACAUUUGACCCGGAACUCCCCUUCUAUGCUCCCGUCCAUGGAGUCUCUGUACCUCUCGACAAUGGACUGCCGGGAGGAUACACCCAGAACAAUGCCUGGGCGGAUCCCAUCAUUCCUCCCAUUGCCAAGGAAAUGAUGCGCACCGGGGAGGGUGUCCUCUCGGAAGCCUUUGGAAGUUCCGUCUAUGGACAAGAGUUCUCCGGAGAUGUCAUGCCCGACAGUUACCUCGCCAUGCCCGUAUACGACAGCUUUCAUGAAGGAGAGAAUGUCACCAUUGUCUCCUUUCUCACCGCGGCCAUUACCUGGAAUUUUUUCUCCGAUAUUCUCUCGGAUGAAGGAACUGCCGGGAUCUAUCUCUACCUCGAAAACAAGUGCGGCUCUACCUUUACCUUUCGCAUUGACGGUCCCAACGUCACAUUUGUCGGUCCUGGCGAUUUGCACGAUCCUCACUACGAUUAUCUCGAGAUCUCGGUCAAUGCCACCGAUCUGCGAACGCCCGCACAGUGUCGCUAUGUCAUGAACCUCUAUCCCUCUCAAGAAUUUGAAGAUCAAUACCGCACCAACCGACCCGCCGUCUUUACCGUCGGGGCCAUUAUGAUCUUUGUCAUUACGGCACUCUUCUUCUUUCUCUACGAUUGUCUCGUCAAGAAACGACAAAACGUCGUUGUCGCAUCGGCCAACCGGACCGGUGCACUCGUCAAUUCCAUGUACCCCAAGGACGUUCGCGAACGAUUGUUGGCCGACGAACGAGACAAUGCUGGACAUGAAAGUAAAAUGUUUGGUUUGCCCAUGGUAGGAAACCACAGCAACAGCCUGACGGCCAGUACUAUGAGUUCCUCCAAUAAUGGUGUACUCUUUUACAACACCACACCCAUUGCCGAUUACUAUCCCGAAGGAUCCUUGAUGGUGGCCGAUCUGGUCGGAUUCACGGCGUGGUCCAGUGAACGAGAACCCGCUCAAGUGUUUGUCCUGCUCGAGACACUCUAUGGGGAAUUUGAUCGCAUUGGAAAGAGGAGAAAGAUUUUCAAGGUUGAAACAUUUGGUGAUUGCUACGUGGCUGCAGCCGGAUACCCCGAGCCCAUGGAAAACCAUGCCGUUACAAUCUGUCGCUUUGCCAACGAGUGCCGACGAGAAACUACCAACAUCGUGCACAAGCUCGAGGUGUACUUGGGACCAGAUACGGGUGACCUCAAGCUCAGGGUGGGAAUCUCCAGUGGCCCCAUUACAGGAGGUGUCUUGCGCGGAUCCAAAAGCCGCUUCCAGUUGUUUGGAGAAACCUACGACAAUACCUUUGCGGUCCGUAACCAAUCACAAGCCGGCAGAAUCCACAUUAGUCAAGCCACGGCGGAUAUUCUCAAGGCCAAGGGGCGCACCAAAUGGUUGGUGCCAACCGAAAAGACGGUCGUCUUCCAAGACAAUAUCACCUCCAAGACCUAUUGGCUCAAGAUUCGUCAAGCUGGAAAGACAUUCACCAACGACACAGCUGUGGAUAGCAGUGACCAAGCUUCUGUCACAUCGGAUGCAGACCACGAGCUGGAUGUGAUUGAGAGGAGUAUGAACAACAACAAGAAGAAGAGGCUCGUGGACUGGAUUGUCGACAGUCUCACUCGAUCACUCAAGAUGAUUGUCGCCAUGAGAGAUCAAAACAAACGAGUGGAAAAAAGCAGCAGCGUUGUCCCAAGUUUGAACCCACUAGAUGAACUCGCCGAGAUUAUUACGCUUUCCAGCGACAAGAAUGAUUUCAAGUGCGAUCCUUCCACUGUGGAAUUACCUCCUGCCGUUCUCAAGCAGCUUCAGAAAUACGUGUCUGCCAUUGGCGAUCUCUAUCACGAAAACGACUUUCACAACUUUGAACAUGCCUGUCACGUGGCUCAAGCCAUUACCAAGCUGCUAUCACGUGUAGUAUCGACUCACACUAUUGACACCACCACGAUGGCCUAUGUCCAAAAGGGCGAAGCUUCCGACUUGCACGACAACACGUUCGGCCUGACCAGUGACCCCAUGAUCCACUUUGCGUGCGUGUACAGUGCGUUGGUGCAUGACGCGGACCAUCCCGGAGUGAGCAAUGCUGUGUUGGUGAAGGAAGGAAGCGAGUUGGCGGAGUUCUACAACCAAAAGAGUGUAGCAGAGCAAAACUCCGUCGAUCUCUCCUGGAACAUGCUAAUGCAGGACGAGUACAAAGACCUUCGCAAGUGCAUCUACACGAAUCAGGCCGAGCUGGAGCGCUUCCGACAGCUAGUGGUCAACUCAGUCAUGGCGACGGAUAUCGUGGACAAGGAGCAGAGUGCCUUCCGCAAGGGGCGCUGGAACAAAGCUUUCAGCAGCGAGGAUGGCGAAGACGAGACCGAGAAGGAAAUGACCGAUCGAAAGGCGACCAUUGUGAUUGAGCAUUUGAUUCAAGCAGCGGACGUCUCGCACAUGAUGCAACACUGGGAAGUUUACAUCAAAUGGAACGAGAAAUUCUUCCGAGAGUGCUACAUGGGAUACUUGGACGGCCGCCAAGACAGCGAUCCGAGCCAAGGAUGGUACAAGGGCGAAAUGGGCUUCUAUGACUUUUACGUGAUCCCUCUUGCUAAGAAGCUCGAGACUUGCGGUGUCUUUGGUGUAUCUUCGGAUGAGUAUUUGAACUACGCCAAAGCCAACAGAAAAAAGUGGGAACUUGAGGGCGAGCAAAUUGUUGAGCGAUACUUGGCCAACUUUCGUGCUGACCACCCACCGCCGGAGAGUGCCUGUACAACCGCCCAACAAGACUUAUUCAGGAAUGAGUUAGAGUGCUAAAAGGCAACUCCCCCUCCCUUCAUCCAGACCGCCGCGUCGAAUCGAAUCAACGUCUUGAGGUGGUCAAAGCAACCUUCCACUCUGCCAUACUGUGCAAGCUCGCAAUGUACAGACACCUCCCGGUGUGUUUCUCAAACUCAACCUCAUCUCAACUCCUACUCAGUUUCCGACAGACAGAGAACACACAUCCCUUACAUGUAUCAACCUUAGAUAAAUCUACAUAGUACAUAUUAGCAGCUUGAGUCAAAGC